AAAGGUGGUCUUGACUUUCCAAAAUGCUGAGUGACGCUUCGGAUUUUAACAGCUCAGGCUCUGGGAGCGAAGGUUCUGUCUUUUCAAAGACCGAGCACAGCGCCAUUGCAGCUUACCUGAUUGUGGCAGGUAUCACAAGCAUUCUCAGCAACAUAGUAGUCCUGGGUAUCUUCAUCAAGUACAAGGAGCUGCGGACACCUACCAAUGCGGUGAUUAUCAACCUGGCUUUCACCGACAUAGGGGUCAGUAGCAUCGGCUAUCCCAUGUCUGCGGCUUCAGAUCUGCAUGGAAGUUGGAAAUUUGGACAUGCAGGCUGUCAGAUUUAUGCAGGACUGAAUAUCUUCUUUGGGAUGGUGAGCAUUGGCUUACUCACAGUUGUAGCUAUGGAUCGAUACCUGACCAUCAGCUGCCCUGAUGUAGGAAGAAGAAUGACCACCAACACUUACCUCAGCAUGAUCCUGGGCGCCUGGAUCAAUGGCCUGUUUUGGGCUUUGAUGCCCAUCAUAGGAUGGGCUAGUUAUGCCCCGGAUCCUACUGGGGCGACAUGUACCAUAAACUGGCGGAAAAAUGAUACCUCGUUCGUGUCUUACACCAUGAUGGUUAUCAUGGUGAACUUCAUUGUGCCCUUGACGGUGAUGUUUUACUGUUACUACCACGUCAGUCGGUCCCUGAGACUCUACGCCGCCAGUGACUGCACUGCGCAGCUCAACAGAGACUGGGCAGACCAGGCAGACGUAACAAAGAUGUCUGUGAUAAUGAUACUGAUGUUUCUGCUGGCAUGGUCCCCUUAUUCCAUUGUGUGCUUAUGGGCUUGUUUUGGAAACCCAAAAAAGAUUCCUCCUUCAAUGGCUAUUAUAGCUCCACUGUUUGCAAAAUCCUCUACGUUCUACAACCCCUGCAUUUACGUGGCUGCAAAUAAGAAGUUUCGGAAGGCCAUGUUGGCCAUGAUUAAAUGCCAACCUCACCUAGCAGUGCCUGAGCCAAGUACUCUACCAAUGGAUAUGCCUCAAAGCCCAUUGGCUCCUGCGAGGAUAUGAAAUGCAAGAAAAGAAUAUACCACCAAACAAUUGAUUUGCUUAUUUUUUGGCAAUACACUAACUUUGAUUUAAAUAUGGAUCCAUUUAAACCAAGUGCAGACAUAGACUAUCGCCUUACUGGACGGCAGGUUCCUCCCACCCAGCCAGCCCAACUCUGCUUGAGCAGUAGUUGCCAUAGAGCCUUCACUACGUCCUCAAGGAUAAUUGAGUAGCUAUACUUGCUUUGAUGAAUCCAGGCACACAAAACUACAGUCUCUUUUCUUUCUUCUUAAAAGGCACACAUUAUAGUAGAUUAAUGACCUGUAACUUGAUUAAGUUUUCCAUUAUGCAAGAAACAGCUAUCAGAAUGCCAGACAUAGAAAAUUAUAAUCCUCAA
This is a messenger RNA of Mus pahari (shrew mouse), 1413 nucleotides long. It is a transcript of the gene Rrh, whose product is annotated as retinal pigment epithelium-derived rhodopsin homolog. Gene Ontology annotation, biological process: visual perception; G protein-coupled receptor signaling pathway. The record is from RefSeq and is a predicted model, not a curated record. Bases 24 to 1037 code for a protein of 337 amino acids. Gene Ontology annotation, cellular component: membrane; photoreceptor outer segment. Lineage: Eukaryota; Metazoa; Chordata; Mammalia; Rodentia; Muridae. The transcript has 7 exons. Gene Ontology annotation, molecular function: G protein-coupled receptor activity.